GACGCGGGGUCUAGAAACCAGUUCCAAACCUGCCACUCGCGCGCCUAGGCGGAGCCAGAACUGGCUGCCAGUGGCCGGACUCAGGGCGGAAGCGGCAGCGGCGGCGGCGGCGACAGCUAGGCGCGGGCUCCCGGGAGAAACCUGCCAACUGCCCCCCCGCGGCAGGGAUCAAGGCAGGACGCACACCGCACGUCCCCAGGCCGGCCCGGUCGCCUCCUCCGCGGACCCCAGGCUCUACCCUGUCCCGAACGCGGGACCACCCCUGCCCUACGGAAAGAAAGGCGAGGAUCUAGGGGGCGCCGAGACAGAGGGUCUGGCGGCCACAGGAACUACUCAAGCACCGGGCUCCGGCCCGGGAACUGCUGGAACAUGUUCCGGGAGCUGCAGUUUAUUUGACAGUUGCCGGACUAUGUUUACACUCCUGGUGCUACUCAGCCAACUGCCUGUAAUUACCUUCGCGUUUCCUCAUCUCACAAGUCCAGAGGAGUCUAGGCAUGCGGGAGAAGAAGUCUUUAUAUCAAAAGAAGAAGCGAACUGGUUCAUACGUAGACACCUCCUAUAUAAUAGAUUUGAUUUGGAGCUCUUCACUCCUGGUGACCUAGAGAGAGAGUGCAGAGAAGAACUUUGUAAUUAUGAGGAAGCCAGAGAGAUUUUUGUGGAUGAAGAUAAAACGAUGACAUUUUGGCAAGACUACUCCAUUAAAGGACCAAUCACAAUAACAGAUGGUAACAGAGAGAAAAUCGAUGUUAUGGGCCUUCUGACUGGACUAAUUGCUGCUGGAGUAUUUUUGGUCAUUUUUGGAUUACUUGGCUACUAUCUUUGCAUCACUAAGUGUAACAGACAAGGACAUCCAGGUUCUUCAGCCACCCACAUAAGAAGGGGCAGACACACUCCCUCCAUCAUUUUCAGAAGACCAGAGGAGGCUGUCUUGUCACCAUCGCCACCUUCAGUGGAGGACACAGGGCUACCUUCUUAUGAACAGGCAGUGGCACUGACCAGAAAACACAGCGUUUCACCGCCACCACCAUAUCCUGGGCCAGCAAAAGGGUUUGGGGUAUUUAAAAAAUCUAUGUCACUCCCAUCUCACUAAGCCCACGUUCUUGUCUUGGUGAUAGAGGACAUUUACAUUAUUUAAAUGGUUCAUUUUCCCUGGACCAAAAAAAAAACAUGUCACUUCAGCCCUUUAUGACAAACUGUAGAGAGUAAUUAGGAUGUGUACUAUACCACUGAAGUUCUGUCAUCCUCUUAGACCUGAACUUGAUCAUUAUCAGCUAGCUAGGGUUUCCUUGCAGUUAAAAAGAGAGCACUUUUUGUUCAUUUUAAUGGUUCAAAAAAAAUCUGUGUUAUGGAUGUCACAGGUAGAACUGGUGAACCAUCUCUUUCCUUUGUACAGAAGAAAGUUGUAUAUUUCUUGUGUUGAAUGUAAAAAAUAAGAAUUUCAAAUUAUUAGAUUAUCUCAAGUCAAUAUUGGACCCACUCUUUUUCAGUAUUUCUUUUUGGUUGGAAACACUUCACAGAAUCUGAUGUUUAAAUAUUAAUUGGGGACUUUAAUAUAAUCAGUUGGUUUUAUAUUUUAAAUUAUUGCAUAGCAUUCACCACAUUUUAUGCAUUUAGUUAUGAACUCUCGCUAUCAGUCAUGUUUUAUUAUGGGGAGGAAGGCCAAUAGUUUUCUUUAAAAAAAAAAAAUGAAGCACUUGCUAAGGAGUCAGUUUUUCAGAGGGUACAGGGUUUUAGUGGCAAGGAUUUUCAAGAGUGGUUAUACUAUCAAAUAAAUUUAGAGGCCUCAAAUCUAGGAGUGACUGGAACUUGAUAAAGUUGUGUGUAUUACUGACAAGUUCCAUGCAUAAAAAGUUGUGUGUUACUGAUGAGUAAGUAACACACAUAACUCAUUUUCACUGCUAAGUUAUCUGUAUAUAACUAUAUAUAAUUAGUAAUCUGGAAAAUUUGUUGAACUUUAUAAAUAAUAGUUUGAGAACAUAGUAAAAGUAACUUACUUUUGUACUAUCAAAAUUACACUGACUAAAGUUACCAGCAACACCUUGUAUCUCUUAAUGUCUAUAUUUUGUAUUUUCAUCUAAUCGUAUAUACGACCAGUCUCUCUUUAAGAAUGUAGUAGAAUAUAAGCUAUAAACCUCUGGAAUGAAUGUAUUGCACACAUUUAUCUGAGUGGGUGUGUAUGUAUGUGUGUAUUUGUUUCCUCUUUGCAGGAGCUCAAAAAAUAGCAUACUCUUAAGGAAUAGAAAAUUUUGUUCUUCAUGGUUUUGCCAGGCAGAGCUUUUUUCUAUUAUUUAAGACCAUUUAUAAAAUUGUGAUUUGUUUUAUAAUUUUUACAGAGGUGAGAUUAAAACCCACAUGCAUUGAUAAUUCCUUCCAAAUCAAAUGUUUAAAAGUGUAAAUGAUAUUAUACUGUGUGUUUGAGUAUAUCUCUCAAGACAGCCUGAUCUUAAGGUAUAUAAAAGAAAGAUCUUAAUCAUUAUAGACUGCUAAAGAUUUCACCUUUUCUAUUUUCAGAGUCUCUUUGGUUACUUGUGACAAAAGAAAUCAUUGGCAAUCUUUAGACAUAAUUAGGAAAAGUGGUCUUUUUAAAGCUACCCACUUUGCCUAUAAAAAUGUUUACUGUUAGUCAUAACUUGGCUUUAUUUAUUUUUUAUUUUUUUGUCUUUUUGCCUUUUCUAGGGCCGCUCCCGAGGCACAUGGAGGUUCCCAGGCUAGGGGUCUAAUCGGAGCUGUAGCCACCGGCCUACGCCAGAGCCACAACAACUUGGGAUCCAAGCUGCUUCUGCAACCUACACCACAGCUCACGGCAACACUGGAUUCUUAACCCACUGAGCAAGGCCAGGGAUCAAGCCCGCCACCUCAUGGUUACUAGUCAGAUUCAUUAACCACUGCGCCAUGAUAGGAACUCCAUACCUUGGCUUUAUGUGAGCACUUUUUCCCAUGUAACUUUGUGCUUUGCACUUUGCCCUAUUUUAAUCCUUUUUUAAAGUUUGGUGGCAAACUCUACUCACUUUAGCAAUCAGACUAAAGCAUAGAAGGAUAACUUGCCUAAAACCUAACACACUGGUGAGAGCUAGCAUUAGCAUGAGCAAGCACACUUUUCUAGGCCCAUCUCAUACCUAUAGAAUUACACUGUCUCAAAUAAAAUUAUAAAACACAAACAAUUCUAAGUCUGUAUGAGAACUGUGUAACCUUUGUCAUUUAUAAAAAAUGUAUUGUAGUUUCAUUGUGGCUCGGUAGGUUAAGGAUCCAGCAUUGCCAUUGCAACAGCUCAGGCCACUGCUGUGGUGUGGAUUCGAUCCCAGCCCCAGGAACUUCCACAUACCUUGGGUGCUGCCAAAAAAAAAAAAUGUAUCUAGUUGCAUAUGUUACAUACCUGUAUAUUUAUUCUCACAAACAUAGAUAUUUCUUAGGAUGAAUAAAAAAUAAGAUGUGAUAUUAUCUUUUAUUGAAUCACAAUUUGCAAUAUUCCUUAAACCUGUUUACUCCCAAUGAUUCACAAGAAUCUAACUGCAAAGCUAGCAUCAGAGCCUGUGACAAUCCCUGUCGCCUCAGCAGCAGCUUAGAUAUGCCAUAUGCCAUCAUUUAGUAUAAAACUGUUGCUCCAACUUAAACAAAUAUAGAAUUCAUCAUUACAAUUAUGGUAUCACUUGGGAGUUCCCUGGUGGUCUAAUGGCUAGGAUUUGGCACUGUCACUGCUGCAGCCUAGUUUCAGUCCCUGGUCUGGGAACUGAGAUCCUACAUCAAGCCACUGCAUGCCAUGCCAAAAAAAACAAAAUUACAAAAUCACUGGUAUUUGUUGAGCUCCAAUGUCAAGCUCAUAAUACUUUAAACAUAAAAAAGAAUAUGUGAUAGAAGCAUAAUAAUCAAUUGCUUAUAACAAUUUAAAGGAAAAUAUCUCAAUGUAAAAUUAUUAACAUGUAUUGCUGGCUCAUUCACACUUUUCUAUUCCUGUUGUACUUUUGGUGGUGGGUGUUUUGGUUUGAUUGAUUUGUUUUGCUUGUGCUUCUCCUCUGGGUAAUUAAUUAGUGUUAACUAUUAAAUCUAUUUUGACAUAGAAUUUUAUAUUUAAUUAGAUCAGUUUCCUCUCUAUUACAAUCAGGAAAUGAAUGUCAUAUGGGUAUGAAAAGGGAACAAGUCUAGAAAAAGACAAACACAUUUAUAGAGUUAUGCCUUCAGUAGUGUAGACAAUUCUACACAGAAUAUUCUCUUUUCAAGUGGGAAAAUAAAAAGAAAAAAAAAAGAAUAUUCUCUUUUCAAAAUGGAAAAAAGUCAAAGGACACAAACUAUGACUGUGUCAGAGUUUUUCAUCUGUUAAUAUUGCGCCCACUGCAUGAAUACACAGAGAUCUGUAAAAAUUCUCAGAGCAAUUAAAAACUAAAGUAACAGUGUCUUCUGUGUCUGGUUUCCUGUAUGCCUGUAAAAUUCUAAUUAUUUUUUCCUGUUGCUCAGAUAAUUUGUGUGUGUGUGUGUGUGUGUACUUUUUCUAUAUGUAUAAGAGAAUGUUUUACUAAAAAAAAAGUUUGUUAGUGCUGUUUAAAAGCUUAAUUUUGUAUUCAUAUUGUUUUUUUCUAAUAUAAUGUGAAAUAAACUUGUAUUAGUUACUAGUUUGAUUUAAAAUGUUGUAUAUAGCAUUUAUACUACUAGAAGAGUGUCUGGAAUUUCUAUAAUUAAAAAAAAAAAAAAGAUUCUGGGAGUUCCCACUGUGGCUCAGAGGUUACGAACCCAACCAGUGUCCUUGAGGAUGCAGGUUCAAUCCCUGGCCUCGCUCAGUGGGUUAAGGAUCUGUCAUUGCUGUGAGCUGUAGUAUAGACAGCAGAUACUGCUUGGAUCCUGCACUGCUGCAGCUGUGGUGUAGGCCGUCAGCUGUAGCCCCAAUUCAACCCUAGCCUGGGAACUUCCAUAGGCCGCAGGUGCAGCCCUAAAAAGCAAAAAAACAAAACUAGAUUCUUUUGUAGAUCCUGCCUGUAUCAGAUUCUGGAACAUGUUAUGACAUAUAUUAAUGCCUUUAAUCUUCUGUAUUGUGUGUUUCUGUAAACAUUUUUUUGUUGUUAUUUAAAAACAUAUCCCUAAUAGAUCAAGAGUUUAAAGCAAUUCAGUACAAAUAUACUAGCAUUUUCAUUAUCUGGAAAAAGCAACCCGUUUCUGAAUGCUUAUUUUUCCUGUAGUCUUGAUUAUGUUUUGGUUUUAAUAUAUUUCCUAUUACAGACACUUUUUAUACAUGUGAAUAAACUUUCUACUAAGUAAA
Sus scrofa (pig) is the source of this 5245-nucleotide messenger RNA. RefSeq names its product proline rich and Gla domain 4 (gene PRRG4). Gene Ontology annotation, cellular component: extracellular region; plasma membrane. NCBI's taxonomy places the organism in Eukaryota, Metazoa, Chordata, Mammalia, Artiodactyla, Suidae. Gene Ontology annotation, molecular function: calcium ion binding. The record is from RefSeq and is a predicted model, not a curated record.